AUGUGGCAAACCACGCUUGUUUUUACACAUGUUGUUGAUUAUCUGAAUACUGCAAAAGAAUCCCUUCUGAUGAAGAUGGCGUGGGAGAUGAUGUACCAUGAGUAUGCAGAGGAAACCUACAACAGUGAAAAAGAAAGAUCCUAUAGUAAGACUGUUGCUCCUCCUGGUAAGAAAACUUCUGCAACCACAAGCCUAAGCAAUGCAGAAAGUGAAAAGAAAAAGAGACUUAGUGCAUAUAUCAAUUUGGAUGUCUUGGAUAAGCUAUUUGAUGAUCAAAGCAGCGAAGAAGAAUGCCUUUUGGAACCUAAGGGUUCUGAAGAAGAUGCACUAGAAGAAGAUAAACCAGUCUGGAACAAAGAUUACAAUACUGAAGAAGCUAAUGGAGGAGAUGACGAAUUCUAUGGCGGAGCUGAUCUUGAAUAUGAAAAUCAAGAUGAAGCAGAAUAUAACGAAGAUAUUAUUCGGUGA
Molecule: messenger RNA, 468 nt
Organism: Brassica oleracea var. oleracea
Lineage: Eukaryota; Viridiplantae; Streptophyta; Magnoliopsida; Brassicales; Brassicaceae
Exons: 5
Coding region: 1-468 (155 amino acids)
Source: RefSeq, a predicted model, not a curated record